Mercenaria mercenaria is the source of this 3767-nucleotide messenger RNA. RefSeq names its product ABC transporter F family member 4-like. The transcript has 3 exons. The record is from RefSeq and is a predicted model, not a curated record. NCBI's taxonomy places the organism in Eukaryota, Metazoa, Mollusca, Bivalvia, Venerida, Veneridae. Bases 98 to 2935 code for a protein of 945 amino acids.
CCUAUGCGCAGUUCACAAAACACGGAAGUCGUUCAGGUAUUUAAGCGCCAAGGCACAAUAUGUCUUCUCAAUCUGCUUCUGACAGUACAUUUGUACAAUGAAAACAGUUGUAUGUUUAGUCGUUUUGGCUGCGAUUAAUGAUGUUGCAGCAUUUUCUUUCCAAAGCCAGCUGGAAAAGAAUGUGGAGAGAUACAAACACAACAACUUUAGAUGGAACAUAAGAAACGUUAAUAGUGAAGACUUUACAUCUCUGAGGAAGUUAGAGGAGAGGAAAGACAAAGAAUUCGUGGAUUAUUUGGAACAGGGCAUCAAACGCAAUUAUGACGACGCUGAUAAGGGUAAGAGAUCACCGCAAGUCAUGAUGUACAACGCCCAACAGGAAAACGACGUUCCACAGCCAAUGAUGUACAGUAAUAAGAAGGAGAAGAGAUUACCGCAAGUCAUGAUGUACAACGCGCAACAAGAAAACGACGUUCCGCAGCCAAUGAUGUACAGUAAUAAGAAGGACAAGACAUCACCGCAAGUCAUGAUGUACAACGCCCAACAAGAAAACGACGUUCUGCAGCCAAUGAUGUACAGUAAUAAGAAGGAGAAGAGAUCACCGCAAGUCAUGAUGUACACCGCCCAACAAGAAAACGACGUUCCGCAGCCAGUGAUGUACAGUAAUAAGAAGGGUAAGAGAUCACCGCAAGUCAUGAUGUACGACGCCCAACAAGAAAACGACGUUCCGCAGCCAAUGAUGUACAGUAAUAAGAAUAUGAAGAGAUCGCCUCAAGUCAUGAUGUACGACGCCCAACAAGAAAACGAUGUUCCGCAGCCAAUGAUGUACAGUAAUAAGAAGGACAAGAGAUCACCGCAAGUCAUGAUGUACAACGCCCAACAAGAAAGCGACGUUCCGCAGCCAAUGAUGUACAGUAAUAAGAAGGGUAAGAGAUCACCGCAAGUCAUGAUGAUGUACAACGCCCAACAAGAAAACGACGUUCCGCAGCCAAUGAUGUACAGUAAUAAGAAGGACAAGAGAUCACCGCAAGUCAUGAUGUACAACGCCCAUCAAGAAAACGACGUUCCGCAGCCAAUGAUGUACAGUAAUAAGAAGGACAAGAGAUCACCGCAAGUCAUGAUGUACAACGCGCAACAAGAAAACGACGUUCCGCAGCCAAUGAUGUACAGUAAUAAGAAGGACAUGAGAUCACCGCAAGUCAUGAUGUACAACGCUCAACAAGAAAACGACGUUCCGCUGCCAAUGAUUUACAGUAAUAAGAAGGGUAAGAGAUCACCGCAUGUCAUGAUGUACAACGCCCAACAAGAAAACGACGUUCCGCAGCCAAUGAUGUACAGUAAUAAGAAGGGUAAGAGAUCACCGCAAGUCAUGAUGUACAACGCCCAACAAGAAAGCGACGUUCCGCAGCCAAUGAUGUACAGUAAUAAGAAGGACAAGAGAUCACCGCAAGUCAUGAUGUACAACGCCCAACAAGAAAGCGACGUUCCGCAGCCAAUGAUGUACAGUAAUAAGAAGGACAAGAGAUCACCGCAAGUCAUGAUGUACAACGCCCAACAAGAAAACGACGUUCCGCAGCCAAUGAUGUACAGUAAUAAGAAGGGUAAGAGAUCACCGCAAGUCAUGAUGUACAACGCCCAACAAGAAAGCGACGUUCCGCAGCCAAUGAUGUACAGUAAUAAGAAGGGUAAGAGAUCACCGCAAGUCAUGAUGUACAACGCCCAACAAGAAAACGACGUUCCGCAGCCAAUGAUGUACAGUAAUAAGAAGGACAAGAGAUCACCGCAAGUCAUGAUGUACAACGCCCAUCAAGAAAACGACGUUCCGCAGCCAAUGAUGUACAGUAAUAAGAAGGACAAGAGAUCACCGCAAGUCAUGAUGUACAACGCGCAACAAGAAAACGACGUUCCGCAGCCAAUGAUGUACAGUAAUAAGAAGGACAUGAGAUCACCGCAAGUCAUGAUGUACAACGCUCAACAAGAAAACGACGUUCCGCUGCCAAUGAUUUACAGUAAUAAGAAGGGUAAGAGAUCACCGCAUGUCAUGAUGUACAACGCCCAACAAGAAAACGACGUUCCGCAGCCAAUGAUGUACAGUAAUAAGAAGGGUAAGAGAUCACCGCAAGUCAUGAUGUACAACGCCCAACAAGAAAGCGACGUUCCGCAGCCAAUGAUGUACAGUAAUAAGAAGGACAAGAGAUCACCGCAAGUCAUGAUGUACAACGCCCAACAAGAAAGCGACGUUCCGCAGCCAAUGAUGUACAGUAAUAAGAAGGGUAAGAGAUCACCGCAUGUCAUGAUGUACAACGCCCAACAAGAAAGCGACGUUCCGCAGCCAAUGAUGUACAGUAAUAAGAAAGACAAGAGAUCACCGCAUGUCAUGAUGUACAACGCCCAACAAGAAAGCGACGUUCCGCAGCUAAUGAUGUACAGUAAUGUUCCGCAGCCAAUGAUGUACAGUAAUAAGAAGGGUAAGAGAUCACCGCAAGUCAUGAUGUACAACGCCCAACAAGAAAACGAAGUUCCCCAGCUGAUGCAUGUAAUGAUGUACAGUGAUGAAAAAUAUAAGGAAUCACCGCAGCCCAUGAUGUACAACGGCCCAAAAGACGACAUUUCCCAACCUAUGCAUGUAAUGAUGUACAGUGGUAAGAAUGGUAAGAGAUCACCGCACACAAAGAUAUACAAUGCUCAAGAAGAUGAUAAAAAUCGAACAUUAAGCAAUUCAAUUGAAUGGUAUGUAAUUGCUAAUGCUGUUAUAAAACAUGUACCACAGACUGCAGAGGGGCACUUCCUACAAUGGAGACAGACUAUAUCAAUUUUUGGAGAUGAUGAUUUAACAAGACAGUUUUACAAAAUUAAGUUUCCUGCAUUAAAGGUCGGAGGAGUGAUAAAAAACAUUGCAAAGUGUGAAACUUUUGAAAAGCUAUUUCGUUUAUGAUAACGGUUUUAUGAAUCAAAAGCUUGGCCUUCUUGGACUUUCUGGAAGGUCAGUGGCUCCAAAACAACAGAAACUCGCAUUUUACAAUGUUCUUGAAAAAUACCAAACGCUGAAAAUUCCCACUGAAAGCGACAAAAUUUUCUACAGUUUUAAUGACACACAGUUGGCUGAUGCAUUGAAUCGUUCUGGACUUCAGGAAAUGAGCAAAGAAUAUGUUGACGCAGGACUUCACUUGUAUACUUCUGAUGAACAAACCGAAAUAAUGAAAAAAGUUGACGCAGCUAUGAACCUUAUAAAUAAUACGAUGCCAGAACUUUACAAAGUCAUUCACCAAGUAGUAGCAUGCAUUGCAUUUUACAAAUCAGAGCAUCCCGGUUAUGCUGGAGGAACUGUCAGCUCGGCUCUUGGCAUUAUUUGGCAAGAUCCACGUGCCUACAGGGAACAGUCGGUGGCGCAUUAUGCCGAGCAGAUUGUUCACGAGUUUAUUCACACAUCCUUAUUCCUUGCUGACCUAGUUCACGGAACGUUCACUGAUUUCAAGUUACUGUUCAUGGCAAAGGUGUAUUCUCCCAUUCGACACGAACUGCGAGAUUUCGAUAAGGCUUUUCAUGCAUCUUACGUUUCUACAGGUGUUGCUCUUUUCCAUGCGAGGGCCGGAAAUUGGGACAAAGCUAGGAAGCUUGCGGAGCCAUUAAAAGCCUCUGUUGAUGGCCUUAUGAUGUUAAACAAUGAAAUUGGCGUGCUAAAUGAUUCGGGAACAGCUAUGCUUCAAGCUAUGGACGACUUCCUAACUGUUAUUCGUUUGUAAUUAUGUAAUAAAAGAAUUGGUUUA